This is a messenger RNA of Aphanomyces invadans, 1029 nucleotides long. RefSeq lists its product as hypothetical. The transcript has a single exon. The record is from RefSeq and is a predicted model, not a curated record. Bases 1 to 1029 code for a protein of 342 amino acids. NCBI's taxonomy places the organism in Eukaryota, Oomycota, Saprolegniomycetes, Saprolegniales, Verrucalvaceae.
AUGAGCUCCUUCGUGAUCUUUUGCGCCGCCGUCGUCGUGGCGGCAAUGUGUCUUGCGUCGUCGGUGGGUGGCACCGACGUCAGUGUGGUUGGCGUAGCCGGCGUGUUCACGGCCCCCGAUGGCCCCAGCUGCGGAGGCACGUCGAGAAUUGGCGUGUGUCCGGGCCCCCAACCGCGUCUCGAGUUCGGAUCGUGCUGCCAAGCACUACCCAACCGACCGUCUCUCGUGCUCGGAUGCGUGCCGCUGCGAUCGGAGACGGCUGCAUGCGGUGUGUCGCCACCUCGUCCGGCGGCGACAACCGCCGCAACGCCCCCCACUACCACCCGCAUCGCGUCGGCACCAGAAAGGACAAGUCCCCCGUCGUCGACGCCAGAACGCACGCGUCCAAAACCAACGGCGUCGACGGUGGCGGUACCAGUCGCGACCUACGAUAUGAACAAGCCCACGGAAUCGUCACCCCGACAGACGGCGUCCCUACGGAAAUCGACGGCGACUCCAACCACAACGUCGGCCCGGGCGUCGAAAACCAUGUCUGCCUGGAUGUGGCUCGCCGUCGGCCUGAGUGUCGUGGUGGCGGUGGUUGGUUGCGUCGUGGGCAUGCAGCGGUGGCGCCAUCGUCGGCAAGUCCAGGCUCGACGGCUCCAACUUGCGGGGUUGGAGCAAAGCAACAGCUCCCUGUCGCCAACCACACCACAACAGCCAUGGGGAGAAGUGCCUACGUCGGGUCGAAACCGGCCGUUGGUCGGCGAAGCUCUUCUGGACCAUUGGGUGGCCAUCUGGUUGCGCACUGCAAGAGCCCCGGCGGCGCCUAACUCAAAGUGGCCCUGGACCUCGUGCGGCACCGCCGCGUCCUUGGCCAUGUCGCCGACCCCACCCGCUGUGUCAACUGGAGCUGCGCCACCGCGUGCGUGGUAUCUGCAACCCGUUUGCGCAGACUGCGGCAUCGAAGAGUCCAACUCGGUGUCGCUGCUUCGCACGGAGAAGGGCUUAGAUCUCCGCUGCGCCGCGUGUUCGAGCCUGUGGGUGUAG